CUCCGGAGCUCCCCACCCCUCACUUCUACCCGGCUACCCGCGCUAAAAUUAGCCACGGCACGGGCACGGACAAACACAAGGGGAGCUGAGGGAAGCGAGACCCAUCACCCGGUCACUCAUCCCACUCCACCACCACCUCCUCUCUCCCCUCUGCAGCUGCAGUGCGCGUCCGGUACAUCUGCUCCUUCUACAGUCCUCUCUCUCCCCUCUCGACUGCUCAGCUCGAGUCUUCAGUCUUCUGUGUGUUUGUACAAACCACGGACGGAGGACGAGGAGAGGGAUCAGGGGCGCGCGCCCAGUGGUGGAGGCAAAUCGGUCACAUCCAGCGCCAGAGAAGAUCCACCGGUUAAUGCCGGGGAUCGGUCGUCUCCGUCUCAUCUAGCUCGCCACCUAGCUUAGCUUCUCUGUGCUGCGCAUGGCCGCGCUGUAGCUGAAGGCUAGGCUAGAUCCUCCGGUCCUGCACCGAAGAAAGCGGCCGCGCGCCAAGGGCGGCAGAGGAACAAGGAAGCAGGGAAAAGGAUGGGGGAGAAGCAUGCGCCGGACGCGGCGGCGGCGGCGGGGGACCAGGACGACGGCCAGGCUGCUGCGGCGGCGGCGCUGGACGGCGUCCAGUACUGCAGCGAGCACCCCUACCGCCCCGGGAGCGCCGCGGCGGCGGCGGCGGUCGCCGGCGGGGGGAUAUGCGCCUUCUGCCUGCAGGAGAAGCUGGGACGCCUCGUGUCAUCCUCCAAGUCCAGCCCCUUCUUCCCGCUCGGUGGCCACCCGCCGCCCUCGGGGUCCCCUUCGUCGCCCCCGUCCUUCCGCCGCGCCGCCGAGCCCCCGCCGCCGCUCCACCCGUCCGCCGCCUCGCGCAAGUUCAUGUCUUUCCACCGGAAGAAGACGCCCUCCUCCUCGUCGUCGUCGUCAUCCUCCGCCUCCGCGGCGCUCUCCGCGGGGGGCGGCGGGCUGAAGCGGAGCAAGUCCGUGGCGCCCAGGCCCGAGGAGCAGUUCCCCUACUCGUCGUCGGCGUCGUCGCUGGCGGCCGAGAGCCCGCGGAAGAAGAGCUUCUGGUCCUUCCUCUACCUUUCGUCCUCGCCCGCGUACGCGCACCAGGCCGCGGCAUCCGCGCCGUACGCCGCCAGCGGGGGCGCCGCCGCCGCGAGGAGGAAGUCGGUGUCCGUGGCGUCGGCCGCGUGGGCGUCCAGGGCUAACAACUCUGGCGCGCAGGACCAGCAGCAGCCGCCCGGCGGCGCGACGGCGGCGUCAUCCACUCUUGGGCGGACGCUGGAGGCCAUCGGCGAGCCCGAGAGCCCCAGCCAGAGCCAGGUGUCGUCGUCCUCGUCCUUCGGCCGGAAGGUGGCACGCUCGCGCUCAGUGGGCUGCGGCAGCCGCAGCUUCUCCGGCGACUUCCUGGAGCGCCUCUCCAACGGCUUCGGCGACUGCACGCUCCGGCGCGUGGAGUCCCACCGCGAGCCCAAACCCCACAAGAUGCGCGGCGGCGGCGGCGGCGGCGGCGGAGGCCUCGGCCACCGCGGCGGCGCCAGCGCGGACGACGAUGAUGACGAGGACGACGAGUACGAGCACCAGCACCGGAUCAAGUGCGCGGGGUUCUUCGGCGGCCUGGGCCCCGCGUCGUCCUCCUACUGGCUCUCCGCGGCCGAGGGCGUCGCUGGCGGCGUCAGCAGCGGCACGAGGAAGUCCGGCGGCCGGAGCCACCGGAGCUGGGCGUGGGCGCUGGCGAGCCCCAUGAGGGCGUUCCGGCCGACGACGACCUCGACCUCCACGAAGACCAUCACCGUCGUGCCGCCCAGCCACGUGACCAGCAACGGCAACACCUCGGCGUCGGCAUUGUCCAUAUCGUCCCCGACGCCGCCGUCCUCAGAGGCAGCAGCAGCUCCAAUGGCGACGGUGACGGCCGCGAAUUGAAACUCGAAGCUGCAUGUCCGGUUAAUCACCCAUCCUUUCCUCGAUUCCCUGCUCUUCUUGAUUCACCGCAUAUACAUGUCACCCUCACUCGCUGCCGUUCCCUGUUUGUGCGUGUGUAAUUUCAACGACAAACUGCUCAUAAGUUGAAAAAUGUGCUGUGGAUUUUGGGUUGAUCGUGCUGCUAUUACCGACGUCUUGUGUCUGUUCGCGUGGGCACUGCUUUAGACUAACAAUGGUACACCUGAAUUUGUUGAUCUGUUCAA
This is a messenger RNA of Setaria italica (foxtail millet), 2168 nucleotides long. Its product is annotated as spidroin-2. Lineage: Eukaryota; Viridiplantae; Streptophyta; Magnoliopsida; Poales; Poaceae. The record is from RefSeq and is a predicted model, not a curated record. The transcript has a single exon. The coding region runs from base 520 to 1905 and encodes 461 amino acids.